Messenger RNA from Onthophagus taurus, 1479 nucleotides. The record is from RefSeq and is a predicted model, not a curated record. NCBI's taxonomy places the organism in Eukaryota, Metazoa, Arthropoda, Insecta, Coleoptera, Scarabaeidae.
UUAUCCGGGUCACGCCAUUUCAAACGAGUUUAUUAAUCGGAGAGAUCGCCUUAUGUACACUCAGUUCGUUAAGAAACUUCGAUUAGUAUCGUAUUGUAUAAAAAAUGGCUCCUAUUUUGUAUACUGUAGAUCCGAGUCCACCGUGUAGGGCUGUUUACAUGACCGCGAAAGCAAUUGGGAUCGAAUUAGAACAUAAAAUUAUCGAUAUUCUUAAAAACGAACAAUUAGAUCCAUCGUUUAUUAAGAUAAAUCCAAGGCACACAGUUCCAACUUUAAUCGAUGAUAACUUGGUGUUAACCGAUAGUCACGCUAUUACAACGUAUUUAACGUCGAAAUACGCUAAAGAUGAUGGGUUAUACCCGAAAGAUUUGGCUAAAAGGGCUUUGAUUGAUCAAAUGUUGCAUUUUGAUAGCAGCGUGACUUUUCCAGCUCUAUUAAAUAUUGGUAUCCCCCUACGUUUAAAAUUAACCAACGAUAUUUCUCAAGAUAAAGUAAUCAAAGUCCAAGAAGGAUACUCAUUUUUAGAGAAAUACCUUGACGGUAAAAAAUGGGUUGCUUUAGAUUAUCCAACAUUAGCCGAUAUCCAUUUAGUAUCAACGAUUACAAGUUGUUCGUUCUUCGUUCCAAUCGGUGAUCAUCCAAACAUUUUAGCUUGGAUUCAACGGGCUCAAAAAGAAGACUUUUAUAGCGAAAACGUUAAAGGAUUAAAAGAUUUUAACGAUUUAUUUCAAGGAUUUCUUAACUGUUUAAAAUCUCAUUUUGAUUUUAUUGGUCGCCCUAAAAUGUCUCUCGUGCUUUAUACUUUAGAUGUUAGCCCACCGUGUAGAGCGGUUUAUAUGGUUGCUAAAGAAAUUGGGGUUGAUUUAAAACACAAAAUUAUUAAUGUUGUUAAUAAAGAACAAUAUAAUGAGGAAUAUAUUAAGAUUAACCCAAAGCAUACAAUCCCAACUUUAAUUGAUGGGGAUUUAAUUUUAAACGAUAGCCAUGCUAUUACUUCAUAUUUAGUAGCUAAAUACUCCAAAAACGAUUUUUUAUACCCAAAAGAUGUUGCUAAAAAAGCUCUAAUCGAUCAAAUGUUACAUUUCGAUAGUGGUGUUAUGUUUGCGGCUUUAGCCCAGAUUACAAAAUCGUUGAUUUUUGAGCCUAAGAAAGGAAUUUCACCCGAACACAUUACUUUCGCUGAAACGGCUUAUGAUUUUUUAGAAAAAUAUUUAGAAGGAAAAGAUUGGGUUGCAACAAAUCAACAUACAAUAGCCGAUUUGCACUUAAUCGCCACAGUUAUGUCGUUAAAUUUGGUAGUUUCUUAUAAAGGACGUGAAAAUAUUAAGAAUUGGGUUGAGAGAUGUAAAAAUCUUGCUUGUUACAGCGAAAACGUCAAAGGGUAUCAAGAUAAUGUCGAUUUAUUUUCAGCUAUUACGAAGCAAUGAUGUGUUAAUUAAAUAAAUUUUUAUGAUAAUCUAAAUAAACAUUAAAAUAAAA